This is a messenger RNA of Penicillium coprophilum, 1728 nucleotides long. RefSeq names its product CAZyme family GH18. The coding region runs from base 1 to 1728 and encodes 575 amino acids. Lineage: Eukaryota; Fungi; Ascomycota; Eurotiomycetes; Eurotiales; Aspergillaceae. The record is from RefSeq and is a predicted model, not a curated record. The transcript is spliced from 5 exons.
AUGGCUAGUUCGUCCACUGGUAGCGGUGGUAACUACUGUAACGCCUUGAGUGUCACGCUUACUCUUACGGGCCAAGAAGCCAUAUGGUCUGAGCGAAAGUAUUGCUGCGAGGAGGAUGAAAACGCCAAAUGGAGUGACUGCCAGUGGUAUGAUUACGGCGGCCGCUCCGAAAAUGUCCUUAUGGUGGCGGUCGGAUUUUGUGAUAAUGCUUGUCCUUUAGAUCGAGUGCGUAUAGCAUUGGAUCAACAUGGUGGCCAUUGCAUGGGUGACGGAGGCCGAGCCAAAUGUUGUAUUACUAAGUACACCACAGUGAGCAAGAGAUCCUACAAUGAUGCAGAGACCCGAACAGAAGAGGGUGUGAAGGAGUUCAUGGAAAAUCCUAGCUGUGGGCUUGAUGACUAUUCAUUCAAACGGGAUCUAGUUGGUAUUAACUAUUUCUCGAACAACCUCUCAUUGCCAAGUUAUCCCCAUUCUCUGCCUACCCUUGAGCGGCGCACAAACAGCAGACCUAUGGGGAUCAUGGAAGACCUUGCUUAUGAACUCUACAUUUUACCCAAGGCAGCUGCGGCCGCUCGGGAGAUCUGGAACACGCAUGUGGUCUCUGUAUAUCCUAACCUCAACGUGGAAACAGUCCGCGCCUACAUGAGCACGGAUCUUGAAUGGAUGUCUCGAGGAUCAUGGAAUUUUGUGGAUCAACUCAUUUGCAACAUGGCCUUUUUCAACAACAUGUUAGGGGGGUCUCAUGUGGUCAGCUGCAAGUGCACGACAGCCGAUUGCUGUGAUCCAAGUGAUCCCGAAACUUGCUCAGAGGACGAUGAUGUCGUUGAUGCUAAGAGAUCGCUCGACAAAAGAGCUCGCGAGAACGUCCUUGAGCUUGAUGAUGGUAAUGGGAAUGUUGUCGUUGUUUCUUGGGUUUAUCAGAAACGCGGUGAUAUCCAGGCCAAAGAUCCCAUUCUGAACGCAGGAUAUGAGUACUUAGACCAAGACAACUGCCUGGUUAUCGAUAUUGGCACUGUUCAGAUUCCCAUCUCCAGACUCACGAGGUAUCAGAUUAGAUUCCUGCGGGAUGCCCACGCGGGUAGACUUCCUUCCGGAGCAACAGCGAGAAACAGCCGGCUCUCAGCAACAUUCAUCAGGCAGGCACUGAAUGCACCAAUCCUUACAAAUCCCCCCGUCAUGAUAGGCGGCGACCAGUCCGCGGUGCCCAUUUCGCGCGCCAUGCAGGCAUUGGGAAGUACUCAAAACAGAGCAGACUUCACCCUUCUGCUUAGCCGUUUGAAUAACGUCAAAUCCAGGGUCUGGCGCGCUGGGACAGUCACAUCCGAUAAAAUAAUGAAGGCUGCUAUUAAGGCCGACGACCCCACGCAAGCACUUAUAUGGCUUCGGGAACCUCUCACCAUCAUCGCGUACCUGAAUCAUCCUCUGGUCAAUUCCCACAUGGUAAGAACGGCAAACAUAGUUCGGGCAGAAUGGGGCCGGGCAGGGGAAGCCUGGGAGAAUGCCGGGGAUGUUGUCGAAUAUGUCCAGGACUGGUGGGAUGAAUGGAUCCGAGACAGCCUUAAACACAGUGCUGCGGAGGUCCGCGCGUGGGUAGAGAAGUGGGCGAAAGAGAUGAUUCAAUUCUGGGCGGUUCGGACGGGCGAUCAAGCUGAGGAAGUGAACAAUAUCUUGGCGAGUCUGAGGAGGCUCGCCUGCGAAGGUGUAUCCCGGCCAGGGGUCGGAAACUAA